UAAACUUCAGCUGCUCAUCACAUGUGCAAGAUGAGAAGACACUUACUUGGAAUACUUGUACUUUUGAAAUAUUGCAUUUGCGGUGAUGUGCAGGACUUUGAUGGAGACAUUAAGGACUUUGUAGUUGGUGACAGUAAGUUAUUUGUUCUUACUGACCGUCGACUACAUCAGAUGAGACACGAUCUAUAUGAGGAGAAGAGAAAAGACAUCACUAGAGUUAACAUUCUGGUGCCUUUUGACACCAACGGCACCCUGAUAACGUGUGGGACUUUUCAAGAUGGAUAUUGUGAAGUUCUUGAUAUAAAUGACAUUACAAACAGUAUUUUCUAUGAAAGUGAUAUACCGUUAAGGUUACGACAGAACGAGAAAUCUGUUGCCUUCAUAGCCGGUACGUACCUUUUGGUUGGGAAAAAGGACGACGAUGCAAAUCUUCAAGAUACCAGGUAUUCUGUUGUUAGCUUGCUGAGCACUUUACAUUCUCAACCAGGUGGAAUUUUCUCAAGAAUAUCAGAAGGAUCAGAGGCCAUCAUUCAGAGCACAGUGAGAGAUGUGGAGUUUGUUGAUGGAUUCCAGAGAGUUUCGCCCUCAGAAUCCUAUUUAUUUCUCAAUGCAAAGACCGACUACGAGAGCAAAGUGCUCGUCCUGAGGAUGAACAGCUCUAAAGGGAAAAAGACAGACAUAAUCAAAUCCCUACAGGCUGCAACGAUACGAUGCUACAGUGGUAAAGUUCGUCCAGUGCUCGUCGCCUGCACCGUUAUUCCCUCAGUGAACGGUGUUAUUUGGGCAGGUGUGUUCAGUGCGCAGAAUCAGCAGGAUCCGGAGAACAGCGUGCUGGCUCUGUACAACAUCAGUAACGUUCAAGGCCGAGUGAAGGGCUUCUGCGCUUACGGUGAAAAAUGUGAUUCUGAGAGUGAUACUGAACUUCAGCCGCUCUCUGUGGUGUUCAAGUACAGCUCAAUGUCAGCAGUGGCAGCAACGAGCAUUGAAUCCUGGAUUGUGCUGUUCAUAGGAACCAGUGAUGGACAACUCAUAAAGCUAGUGUUGAAUGAGAAAUUCACACCAGGCUGUACAACAGUGCUGUACAAAUCUGAUGAUGAACGAGCAGUGCUUCCCAGAAUGCACUUUGAUCCAGUAGAUUCCAAACAUAUCUACAUCGCUCUGAAGAAACAGGUGAGAAGAGUGUCCAUUGUUCAGUGUGGUAAUUACAGCAUUCUGAAAGACUGCAGAGCUGCUCUGGAUCCUCUCUGCGGCUGGUGUCUGAACUCACUCGGAUGUUCUACUCAAGAUGAAUGCUCAAAUACUUCAUGGGUGUCCAUCCCAAAAAACUCUCUUCAGACACAGCUGUUUUCUUUUCAGAUGACAGAGAAUUCUUCUAGAAAGAUUACUCUAUAUCUUUCCUUGAGUCUGGAGAGCACAGGAAAUCCUGCAUUCACAUGUGCCUUCACCACAGGAACCAUGAAGCUGUGUGAUGGGUCUGAUCUGUCUGCAGUUUUCCCAACCUGCUCCUGUAGUUUUUCUGACCAGAAGCUCUAUACUGGAGUCUCUGCUACUGUUACUAUUGAGGAUCAGAAGAUCACAGAGAUGAUGACACUGAAGAACUGCUCCAGUAUCACAGAUAAUUCACCAAAUGCUUCUUAUACACAGUGUGUGCAGUGUAUCUCAGCUGGGUGUCACUGGUCCUCAUCCUCCAAGCGUUGUGAAUGGGCACAUGGACGUGGACCACAGUUAAACAUACAGGAUGCAUGUAAACAUCUACUCUCUGAGAUGGUCUACGAUGUAAGUAUUCAGUCUCUGGAGCCGAACAAGGUUUCUUUCCAUGGCAGAAACAAUGUUUUACUAAGAGGAAGGAACCUGGAAUCUGUCACUAAAAUCCGUAUUCAAGGGGAUCUGUACUGCAUUCCUAAAGAAUCUCCAGUGUUUGAUCGCUCCAGUGACACUCUAAGGUUCCACAUUCCUCCCAGUGGAACUAAAGGAACAGUGAAAGUGUGUGUUGUUACUCCUGACGACCGUUGUCAUGGCAACAGCAUCAUCACUUACAGUUCUCAGCCCAGCUGCACUGGAAUACAGCCCACAGUCACCUGGAGCAGCGGUGGAAGGAAGAUUCAUAUUCAGGGCAGCAAUCUGGAAUUAGUGGAGUCAGUUACUGUCCUUCCCUUUGCGCUGGAAGCACAAUACAACACAAGCUUAGGGGACAUGUGGUUUCACUCACCCCCCUAUGAUGGCGGUGGUCAGUUUAGCUUCUUGUUGAAUGUUGGGAACUCCACUGUGGACUGUGUGGAUUAUUUCUCCUACAAGCCUGAUCCAGAAUUCACUGGAUUCACCACCUUACAGGUGGCCAACGAUCUACAGGUGAACAUUCAGAAAAAGAAGGAUGAUUUGAAUUUGAAUAUCAGUGAGGUGAAUGUAACGGGUGUACAUGGAGAUCAGCAGUAUCGGUGUGUUUUGGAGAAGAUUGAGUCCAAUGCGGUUAUCUGUACAAUCAAAGGAGAAUCAGGAGCCGUCACUGCUGUGGACUCACUCACUAUAAUUAUUGGGGGGUUUUCUAAAGACCUUGAGCCUCAAAAUGGUUCAAUAUAUUUUCUCAUCCUUGCUGCAUUGAUUCUGCUCAUAAUUCUGGGUGCUGUUGUUGGAUUCAUUGUGCACCGUAAGAGCCAGAGACAAAUGAAUGAGAGAAUGAACAAGCAACUAGAAAUGCUGGAAAGCAACAUCAGAAGGGACAUACGACAAGUGUCUGUUCCUCUUCCUCUUAGAUGUACAGUGGCAUCUCUGUUGACUCUGGCCCUCCAUGGAGACCUGCUUUAUCUCACAGAGGUCAUGGAGGACCUUUUGCAGAGUCUGAUGGACCAGUCCAGCAAUGCAAAUCCCAAACUUCUCCUGCGCCGCACAGAGUCCAUAGUGGAGAAGCUUCUUACCAACUGGAUGUCCAUCUGUCUGUACGGCUUCCUCAGGGAAUCAGUAGGACAGCCUCUCUUCCUGUUGGUGUCAGCUUUGACUCAGCAAAUCUCGAAAGGGCCGGUGGAUUCGGUGACUGAGAAAGCUCUGUACACUCUUAGCGAGGACUGGCUUCUCUGCCAAGCGCAGGACUUUGAGGCCUUGAAACUGAAGGUGGUGUUUGCUGUGGGGACUGGAGGAGAGGUCAGUGAACCCUUAGAGGUCAACGCACUGACCUGUGACACAAUACAACAGGUCAAGGAGAAAAUCUUGCAGACCUUCCAGCGCAAGUUUGGGUUCCUCUUCCAGCAGAUCAGGGAUAUAGAAAUUGAAUAUGAAAAGGAAAGAAAGUUUGUCAUGCUACAGGAAGUCGAUGAGUCCUCAGAGAUUCGGGGGCAUGUUACCAUGUUGAACACUCUAAAACAUUAUCAGGUUGGAGAUGGAUCAUGCAUUAAAGUUAUCACAACAAAAGUACAUGCACCAUUGAGGUCUCAGAGCAGUGUAAAGGAUGAUGAGAACUUUGCUGUCAAGUACUUCCAUCUGGUCGAUCCAGAUAUCGACACAGACCUGAGCAAGCAUCCAGAGAAAAAAGCACUAAAAUUCAAAGAGAUGUACCUCACCAAGCUGCUCUCCACUAAGGUGAGAAUAAUUGACACACAGAAGCAUUUUAUUAUAUACUGUAUAUUGUAUAGACAGAUGCAGAUACAGAUAGAUAGAUAG
Messenger RNA from Sinocyclocheilus rhinocerous, 3651 nucleotides. RefSeq names its product plexin-C1-like. Gene Ontology annotation, molecular function: protein binding; semaphorin receptor activity. The transcript is spliced from 23 exons. Gene Ontology annotation, cellular component: plasma membrane; semaphorin receptor complex. NCBI's taxonomy places the organism in Eukaryota, Metazoa, Chordata, Actinopteri, Cypriniformes, Cyprinidae. Gene Ontology annotation, biological process: regulation of GTPase activity; negative regulation of cell adhesion; regulation of cell shape. Bases 22 to 3651 code for a protein of 1209 amino acids. The record is from RefSeq and is a predicted model, not a curated record.